This is a messenger RNA of Symbiodinium natans, 3429 nucleotides long. NCBI's taxonomy places the organism in Eukaryota, Dinophyceae, Suessiales, Symbiodiniaceae. The record is from the annotation of a GenBank genome assembly.
AUGCCAGCACCGCCACCCACGCCACCACCACCCUCAGAGCAAGCAACCAAGCGCCACAAACCCCAGCUAGACGCCCGAGCAAGAGGGGCCACGACAGCCGCGACAUACAUCCAAGCAGCCCUCGAGGCCCUCCAGGAGCACACAACCGGCACCCAAGCUACCACCGACGCAGUUACCAACACCCUACAGUCAGGGCACAGCCACCUGACCAAUGCCCUAGAAUGCCUGCAGGCAUGGACAGGGGAAGGGGGAGCAACGGGGGUACAGCUGGUGAACAACCACACAGAAGAUAUGGAGCCGGGGGGAGGAGAGGAACCCGCGAGCAGCAGCACCAGGCCACGAGGCAGGCUAGCGGAGCAACGGCCGCCGUCGCCCAUCAACAACCCUGACAGCAGCAACCCACCACCACCGCGCCCGGCCCAAGACAACGACACCACAGCAACGGGGGGGUGGACCCACCACACAGGAGGCACCACCAACUUUGAAGAAGCAAUUAGGCUGGCACAGCACGUCCGUAUGGGCUGGGGGGCACUGAACGCGGAGGAGAGGAUACAGGAUGUGGGGGCAAUCCUGGGGCUGCUAAGACAGGGGAGGAGGUGGCUGGGGACGGUGGUAAGGACCAGCAGCUGGGCACUCCAAUCCAUGGCAGAAGCUAGAGCACCGCAAGCCGAACAGGAGCUGCUCAUAGCGGCAAGCUACCCGACGCACCCGCAAGCAAGCCACCACCUACAACAAGCACAACACCACAUGGAAGCGUGCCUGGGGGGGGAGGCGAGUGCCCUGGCAACACAACACAACCGGGAGGCGGAAGGGGGGGAGGUGCAUCCGGCCGAUGCCCUGGCGCUAGCAGCGGGGGGAGAAGAAGCACCACCGGGACCAAACCCUGGGAACCAGCUCCAGCCAACGGGCCACCCCAUUGUGCGAGCGCGUCACAUCCUCCAGAGGCUGAUGCCGUUCACCGGGGGGGAAGUACAAGAACAACUCGAAGCGGCGCUACAAGCACUCAAUGAGUGGUGCCACAACCUCUGGGGGGCUGACCUCUUGGCCAUUGAAGACACGAGAGGCGGAAGCGAGGGGGCAGCACGGGUGGGGGCUGCGACGAGAGGGGGCCACGCAGGGGAGGGGGCUGCGGAAGCUGGGGGCGAAACCAACCAACGAGACCGAGACCUACUACCAGAUCGCGAUAAUGGCAGGGAGAAGAUCGAGGCAAUCGUCACGCUGGAAGCAGAAGGGGGAACAGGGGGAGCAACCAGCUCGGAGCAGGGGAUAGAUGGGGGUGCACCACUCACGCCACCGACGCAAGCAUGGCAACCCCCGCCUCCUAGUAGCUACCCGCAGCCGCAGACGAUGAGGAGAAGGUGGGAAGCCCAAAUGGGGAUAGCCGCAAAUAGAAGGCGGUCCAAGCAGCGUCGGAGGCUGGCUUUCGGCCAGCGCACCAGAAGGUCCAGGAGUGGGGGGUCAAGCUACCAGUACAAGCACCUCACGACAGAAGCGGGAGAAGAAGAAGAAGACGAAGCGGGGGACGAAGAUGAAACACACCGGCGCAGACGUACUGAGCCCCCCGGGGGCAUUGACCUGCUGAAUGUAGCAGAGGAGCACAGGCGCAGACGAGCCCACGCCCCGGCAGUUCGCAUGCUGGAUGGUACCAGCCAGGGAGAGAAACGGAAGGGAAUGGUCUGGGAAUGGCCGCAGCUCGGCGACUCCUCGGUCUCUGUGAGCAUAGCUCGCGAGAAGUCAGCCAGUAGCGUCUACGAAAAGGCGAGGCCACCGCAGGUAGAGUACGACGUGGCGCCCUUGGAGGCUGUGAUGGACGUCUUCUUGGCCACCGAUAGCAACAUGCACAAGAGGAUUUUCGGCGCAAAGCUGCUCAAGCAGUACAAAGCCGUGAAGGAAAUCCUUUUGGCCGGCGACACGAACCGAUUGGUCGCCGAGCUCACAUUCGUACGCAUUAAUGACCUGGCAGUGCCUUCGGAGCCCAUCCACAUCCUCUUGUACCUCGAGCCGCUGAUCGCCUUGAUCAUCGUUGCAAACGGUAUUUCCAUCGGGAUUCAGACGGACCCGCACUUUGAGAACUGGGAGGGCUGGCUGUAUGUGGAGAUGGGGUUUGUGCUUCUCCUCGCCGUGGAGCUGCUGGCAAGGAUCCUGGUUCUGGGCUGCAGGGCCUUCUGGUGUGGCUCGGAGCAGAUGUGGAAUUGGUUCGAUGCUUUCUUGACGUCCAUUGGCGUCGUGGACGUGAUGUGGCAGUUCGCCUCAACGACCCCGCCCGACAUUGUGGGGACGCUGCUGCUGCGGUGCUUUCGGUUGGUUCGACUUGCGCGCGUGGUGAGAGUCUUCCGCCUGAAGAUCAUGUCUGACCUACGGCUGAUGCUGAGGGGCUUGAUCGCAGGCAUUUGGACGUUGGCGCUGGCGUUCCUUCUUCUAUUCGCAGUGCUGUACGUGAUAGCUGGUCUGGCCUCCUUCACCAUCGGUAAAGACAGGCGCGUGGAGGAGCUGGGCUUGCGCGAGUUCUUCUACAACAUCCCGGUUGCCAUGUUCACGACGUUCCGGUGCUUCAUUGGCGACUGCAAUACACAGCAAGGGCGCUCCAUCACCUCCCUGCUGACGGAGGAGUUCGGCGUUCCUUUUGUUCUUGGGUAUGUGGCCAGCUACAUGCUGGUGGCCAUGGGCAUCUUCAAUGUCAUCCUCGCAGUUUAUGUGGACAUUACCAUGAAGGCAGCGAAGGAGAAUGACACAUUGACGGCAGAGCAGUACAGCCGGGAGUCGGUACGCAUCGCCCGGGCCACGCGAGAGCUGCUGAAGAAGUUUGCUGCGGCCUACCACGUCUUCCAUGUCAUGGGUGACCACGGUGCAGACGUCGCGAAGUUGGAGAUAACUCAUGCCGCGACGCUGUUCACCGAUGACGAGAUCCACGAGGAUGUAGCAAUUACCAAGGAGCUCUUUCUCUUGGUGAUCCAGGAUCCUGCUGUGCAGGCAUUGAUGGACGAGUUGGACCUGCCGCCCUCGCGCGCGCAUCUUUUCGAAGUCAUUGAUGCUGAUGGAAGCGGCACGCUGCACAUCCAGGAGCUCGUCCAGGGCCUGCUGAAGCUCCGCGGCGAGGUGAACAAAGGUGACGUUGUCGCGCCCCUGCUGGCCGCACGCUCCGUGCAGGACAUGGUUGGGGACCUCAAGAAGGCCAGUGAGGUGCAGCUGGACUCCUUUCGAGCAGAGCUGUCGCAGCACGUGCAGAUGUUGCAAUCCAUCUGCUCCGUGCACUGGGACCACCCGGCACCAGAGCGGGGGCAGAUUCGACCCAUCGGCCCGAGCUUGAGCAGCCUCGUGGCGCCAACGCGGCCUGAGGCGAUGCAGGCAGAUGUGGAGCUUCUACCGCCCACACCUGGUGACUUCGGAGUCGCUCUCACUCCUGAGGACUUUCCUGCAGAGCAACCCUAA